Messenger RNA from Phycodurus eques (leafy seadragon), 4708 nucleotides. It is a transcript of the gene iglon5, whose product is annotated as IgLON family member 5. The transcript is spliced from 8 exons. The coding region runs from base 335 to 1306 and encodes 323 amino acids. Lineage: Eukaryota; Metazoa; Chordata; Actinopteri; Syngnathiformes; Syngnathidae. Gene Ontology annotation, cellular component: neuron projection. The record is from RefSeq and is a predicted model, not a curated record.
AAGGCGACGAGGCGCGCUGCAUACCAACACACACCUCAGCGGGAGUACCCACGGACCUCCACCCGCUCUCACAGACAUCCACGCCAAGUUUUUGCAGAGAGAAUCCCAGAGCGCGCCAAACUCCGCUCGUGGAAUAUUUUUAUUUUUUGGGGUCUUUGGUGACAUUUUGCAGGCGUGAUAGACCACGCGCGGGGUCCCUGUGCGGUGCGAAAAGACGACAAGUGGAUUCAGCUGAUUUUCGGUGCGUAGAAGACGCUCUUGUUUGCUUGACAUUUCCAACGCAGGAAUACUCCUGAGAUCAACAUAAAUAGAACGAAGCGCAUCGGUGGAAUCCAUGACAACUCCCAUCAUGGGCUGCCCCCUCUUGAAGAACGCCUUGGCCGUCUUGCUCCUGGUGCUGUUGUGCAAAGGCUCCAGUGUGCACGGAGUGGAAUUUGGGCACCUGCCGGACAACAUUACGGUUCUAGAAGGCGAGAGCGUCACAUUGAGGUGUCGGAUCGACGAGGAGGUGACGCACAAGGCCUGGCUGAACCGCUCCAACAUCCUUUUCACGGGAACCGACAAGUGGUCGCUGGACAAACGCGUCACGCUGGUCAAUAGCAACAACAGCGACUUCUCUGUCCACAUCGACAAGGUGCAAGUGAGCGACGAGGGUCCCUACACGUGCACCUUCCAGGCCAACAACAAGCCGCGCAUCGCCCACGUCUACCUCAUCGUGCAAGUGCCCGCCAGAAUCGUCAACAUCUCCACGGACGUGUCGGUGAACGAGGGCGAGAACGUCAACCUCUUCUGUCUGGCAGUGGGCCGGCCUGAGCCCACCGUCACCUGGAAGGACCAAAAAUACGGUCUGGUGAGCGAGGGUGAGUUCCUGGACAUCACGGAGAUCAAGCGCCAGCAGGCCGAGGACUACGAGUGCAUCACCCACAACGGUGUGGCUGCGCCCGAUCAGCGCAAGGUCAAAGUCACCGUCAACUACCCGCCCACCAUCACCGACAUGAAGAACUUGCCCGCCCACUUGGGGAAGACGGCCAUCCUGCGCUGCGAAGCCAUGGCGGUGCCCUCCGCUUCCUUCGAGUGGUACCGUGAUGAUCACAGACCCGUGGAGAGCGACAACACACUGCGGAUCAAGAAUGAGAAGACUCGCUCGCUUCUGCUCUUCACCAACGUGACGGAGAAGCACUUCGGCAACUACACCUGCUUCGCCACCAACCGUCUGGGGGCCUCCAACGCCAGCAUGUUGCUAUUCCGUCAUGAUGGGAAAAGAAAUCUGUUCCAGGUUCACAUAAACCUAUAUUUUACAUUUUAAAUAACAUUUAAACAGUCAACUGUAAUAUAAGUGCAAGAAGAAGCUAAUAAAUGUGAAGAAUAAUAAUUGCCCAGGGAUGAGCCGAGUAUCAUCCGGUGUCACGAGCCAGUCAAGAUUAGUCCAAUCCGCGAAUCUGCACUCCCUUGGUCCACCUGUACAAGUAUUGUGCCUUUCUUAAAACCUUAAGGGCCACUGUAGUUCUGGCUUGUAUCCUAAAAUGCAGAAGCAAGCAGUGAUGGUUGGUCAUGGUCCAAUUUAGAGUCUGUUAGAGGGCAGAUCAUAAAUCAGUCAUGGAUUACUCAUGAUCCAGUCGAGAGGCAAUCAUGAGCUAGUCAUGGGUGGCUCAUGUUCAUGUCAAGGGGCAGUUAUGAGCCAGUCAUUGUCCAGUCAGGGGACAGUCCUGAUCCAGUUAACGGGUUGUCAUGGGUUGGUCGUGGUCUAUACAAGGGACAGUCAUGGACCAGUCGUGCACGAUUCAUGGGCCAUUCACCGGCCAAUCAUGAUCCAGUUAUAGGGCACUCAUGUAUUAAUCAUGUUCCAGUCAAAGGGCAAUCAUGGGUCAAUUAUUGGCUAAUCAUGGUCCAUUAUGGAUGUUUCACAGGCUAGUUAUGGUCCAGUCAAAGGGCAGGCAUAUGCAGGUCAUGGGGCAAAUCGUGGAACAGUCAUGGGUUGGUUACAGUCUAAUCAAGGAGAAGUCAUGGGCCUGUAAUGGGCCAACCAUGGAUUAGUUAUGGUCCUUUCGUGGGUCAGUCAUGAGCUGAUCAUUGGAAAGCCGUGAGCCAAACGUAGUCCUGCCAAGGGGAAAUUGUGAGCCAUUCAUGGGGAGAUCAUGCGAAAGUCAAGGGACGAUCAUAGUCCAGUCAUGAGCUGAUCACGGGCAAAUCAGGCAUAUUUUGAUCUAUAGCUCCAAAUUCCAAAUCUGAGGUCUCCCCCAAGGACAUUGGAAGAAGGGGGACGUAAACCAUGCCACUGCAUGUGUUUGCGCCACACAAUGUCAUAUGAAUAAUAAACAAAAUACGGCCUAUUUCGAGUGUAUAAAUAACUCUCCUCAUAAACAAGAGUGGGCAAACACUAAUGAGACAUUUGCUGUGAAUAUGCUGAUGAGGAAGUGUUGAGGAAGCCCAACUCGUGUUAAUAAGGUCCUUCAAAUUGAAUUCACUGGCACUUUUCUGUUUCUUCUCUCGUUUUAGCCAUUUGAAAAUGAAUUUAUUUUCAUGUUUAGCCGCUAUUUGUUUUCCAGAGGAUUUUGUGGAAUUGUUUCUGCAAAGUAGUCUAAUAAUUACAGUGCUUUAAGUGUAUUUCUCAUCUGGCUGUACAUGUGCAGCCUCUUAAUCAAUACCCCUGACUGAAUGGCUUUCAGGGAUGGAGCGGUCGCUGUACACGGCGAAUUGAUCAUGUGCCUGUAAGAGCGGCCGUAGAACAGAGGGCAUAAUUCAUCACGCCUGAUACGAGGCUCCCCUAAUUGUGGAUCGAUUGGUCGCUGCUGGAACAUGAAUGUGCGCUCCCCAAACAACAGAAAGAAAAAUGAUGAAUUCAUUUUUUUGUAACUAUUUUUGUCUUUCGUACGUGUUGCUCUUUUUAUUUUUUUGCUGUCUCGCUGAUGGACACUUGAUUUAUUUUCAAAAGUGCCAUUGUUUUAUUUAUGAGUGAUGGCUGUGGUUCUCAUCUUUUACAGCAGCCCAAGAAUGGCAUGCAUUAGCCUAAUUGUCCAAUGUUUACCAAAUAUCUUCAGGCUCGUUCAUUCCCAGUCAAUGUUACGAGUCUAUGAAGUCUACCGCUCUUCCAUUACCGCGGCUAAUGAGUACAUUAGUACACACUGAGCGCUAGCUAGGAUAGAAUGGAGAUGCACUGCACAUACACAAAUUGAUAGAUAUAGAUUAUUACCAAGCUCCUGUCAAGGCUGUUAUGGACCAAUCGUGGGCCAAUCAUGGACCAGUCAAGGGGCACUCAUAGACUGAUAAUGGACAAAUCGUGGGACAGCUAUGAUUCAGUGAUGAGCAGAAUGUGGGUCGAUCAUGGUCCAGUCAAGGGGCAGUCUUAGCUAUUUUGUGGGGCUUAUUGUGUGUGUAAAUACUAAACCAGACAGGACGUAAGGUAAGCUACGCAUUUUAUUAUGUUACAUUUUCCUUUAAACAUUUUCCUGUUAAAAUGUCACUUAACACAUUACCUGUACACUAUUAAAAUGUUUCAUCAUGGUGAAGAUUAGUUCCACUAUUCCACAAACUAAUUACAGUGCAUUAGUUUUGCACAUAAUCUUAUGUGCCCUAUUUCUACUUUUCUAACUAAUUACAAUGAUACAUUACUUAGCAGCACAAAUCCUUCGAAAGUGCGGCGAGAAAGGCUUUCUGGGCUGGCGCCUCGGCAGCAGUAAGCAGUGUUUUAUCAGAUAAAGUGAAACAACUACAAUUAGCAGAGAAUAUUUAAUGAGCGUUGGCUUGACAGCCGCAGAUGGCGUCUAGUCUCUUUCUCGCUAUCCUCUGAGAGAGAACACAAAGGAGUCGUGUGGUUGCCACCACCCCCUCCCCCUCGUUGUCAUUAAGUCGCCCACCUCUCAUCUCCGAGUCCCGUUACUCGAGUACUUGCGAUUCGGCGGCCCACGCCUGCAAUUUUCCUCGUCAAUCAACCUCAGUCUAAAUGUUGCUCGUUGGCGCCAAGAACUGACAGGGGACUUUUGAUGCCGUUUAACAACAAAAACAACAAUAACUGAGGAUUUAUGUUGCAGAUAUGAGGCACCAUGCCAGCAAGUGUCCAUGUGAUAAACUGGGAGGACUUACUUUCCAGGUGAUGUAAAUGGGCUGGGCGUGGUUCAGACUAGGGGCCAUCGUGGGUCGAUGAUGGGAUAGUAAUAGGCAGUUCACCAAUCAUUGGCCAGUUACGGAUCAAUCAUGGGUCUGUCCUGGGCUGGUCACGGGCCAGUCAUGGGACCAGUCUAGUCAUGGUGUGGUAAUUUUCCAGUUCUGAGCCAAUCAUGGGACAGUGGGACCGUAAUGGUCCAGUCAUGGUCCAAUUAGGUCCAGUCAGUAGCCCGUUAUGUGUCAGUCAUGGGCCUAUCAUGGCCUAAUUGCACUGCACAGCCAUUUGAGUUUAUUUGGAAUUAGACUGGACAUUUGACUGGUAGAGAGUUUUUCGUGUUGAACAAGGGAUCUGUAUUUCACACACACACACAAAAACGCACUUCAUUUCCAUCACCAUCCCAUUUCUGUGUGACACUAUCAGUAAAAGGUGCCCACGUUUAAAUAGCUGUUAUAAACGGUGGGACUGUGAGCCUCAAAAAGCAUGUAUCGUUGUGUAGACAUGAUUGUUGUUGUUGACUUUUAUUGUCACAGAUGCUUUUAUACUUUCACAAUCCACAAAGUGAAGUUAAAGAUGAUAUCAAGUGGAGGGAGGAUGGAAUAAAAAAUA